CGCGGGGCGGACGCGGCGGGUCCGGGCCCGGCGCAGCGGGGGCGGAGGCGCGAGCGGAGCAUGAAUGGGGCAAGAUGGCGGAUCAUGUGCAGAGCCUGGCCCAGCUAGAGAACCUGUGCAAGCAGCUGUAUGAGACCACGGACACGGCGACGCGGCUGCAGGCGGAGAAAGCCCUGGUGGAGUUCACCAACAGCCCCGACUGCCUGAGCAAGUGCCAGCUGCUCCUCGAGAGAGGGAGUUCCUCCUACUCCCAGUUACUGGCAGCCACCUGCCUUACCAAACUGGUGUCACGCACAAACAACCCCCUGCCGCUGGAGCAGCGAAUAGAUAUCCGGAAUUAUGUGCUCAACUACCUGGCGACGCGGCUGAAGCUGGCGACGUUCGUGACGCAGGCGCUGAUCCAGCUCUACGCCCGCAUCACCAAGCUGGGCUGGUUCGACUGCCAGAAGGACGAGUACGUCUUCAGGAACGUCAUCUCCGACGUCUCCCGCUUCCUCCAGGACAGUGUCGAGCACUGCAUCAUAGGAGUGACAAUCCUGUCCCAGCUAACGAAUGAGAUUAAUCAAGUAAGUGCUACAGCCUUCCUCAGUGAAGCGGACACAACCCACCCUCUGACCAAGCACAGGAAAAUUGCCUCUUCCUUCCGGGAUUCCUCUUUAUUUGAUAUUUUCAACCUGUCCUGCAGUUUACUGAAACAGGCUUCUGGGAAGAACCUGAACCUGAACGAUGAAAGCCAGCACGGGCUGCUCAUGCAGCUCCUCAAGCUCACCCACAACUGCCUGAACUUCGACUUCAUCGGCACCUCCACGGACGAGUCCUCGGAUGAUCUUUGCACUGUGCAGAUCCCAACCAGUUGGAGAUCAGCAUUCUUGGAUUCUUCGACCCUUCAGUUGUUUUUUGAUCUUUAUCAUUCCAUCCCUCCUUCGUUCUCUCCUCUGGUUUUGUCCUGCUUGGUGCAGAUCGCCUCCGUUCGCAGAUCCCUCUUCAACAACGCCGAGCGGGCAAAGUUCUUAUCUCAUCUCGUUGAUGGAGUCAAACGGAUACUGGAAAACCCCCAGAGCUUGUCAGACCCCAACAACUACCACGAGUUCUGCCGAUUGCUGGCGCGGUUGAAAAGCAAUUACCAGCUGGGCGAGCUGGUGAAGGUGGACAACUACCCCGAGGUCAUCCGGCUCAUUGCCAACUUCACCGUCACCAGCCUGCAGCACUGGGAGUUUGCUCCCAACAGUGUUCACUACCUGCUGAGCCUGUGGCAGCGCCUGGCAGCGUCCGUGCCCUACGUGAAGGCCACCGAGCCCCACAUGCUGGAGACCUACACCCCCGAGGUCACCAAAGCCUACAUCACAUCCCGCCUGGAAUCCGUGCACAUCAUCCUCAGGGACGGGCUGGAGGAUCCCCUGGACGACACGGGGCUGGUGCAGCAGCAGCUGGACCAGCUCUCCACCAUCGGGCGCUGCGAGUACGAGAAGACGUGUGCUCUGCUCGUGCAGCUCUUCGACCAGUCAGCCCAGUCCUACCAGGAGCUGCUCCAGAGUGCCACUGCCAGCCCCAUGGACGUGGCCGUGCAGGAAGGGCGCCUGACGUGGCUCGUCUACAUCAUCGGGGCGGUCAUUGGCGGGCGGGUGUCGUUCGCCAGCACGGACGAGCAGGAUGCCAUGGAUGGAGAGUUGGUCUGUCGGGUGCUGCAGCUGAUGAACCUGACGGAUUCCCGCCUGGCACAGGCUGGGAAUGAGAAGCUGGAGUUGGCCAUGCUGAGCUUCUUCGAGCAGUUCCGCAAGAUCUAUAUCGGAGAUCAGGUGCAGAAGUCUUCCAAGCUGUACCGGCGGCUCUCCGACGUGCUGGGGCUCAACGACGAGACGAUGGUGCUGAGCGUGUUCAUCGGGAAAAUCAUCACCAACCUGAAGUACUGGGGUCGGUGUGAGCCCAUCACCUCCAAGACGCUGCAGCUGCUCAACGACCUCUCCAUUGGGUACAGCAGCGUGAGGAAGCUGGUGAAGCUGAGCGCUGUGCAGUUCAUGCUGAACAAUCACACGAGUGAGCACUUUUCCUUCCUGGGCAUUAACAAUCAGUCCAACCUGACGGACAUGAGGUGUCGGACGACGUUCUACACUGCACUGGGGCGUCUGCUCAUGGUGGAUUUAGGGGAAGAUGAGGAUCAAUACGAGCAGUUCAUGCUUCCCCUCACUGCUGCCUUUGAGACCGUGGCCCAGAUGUUCAGCGCAAACACCUUCAACGAACAAGAGGCAAAAAGAACUUUGGUGGGUUUGGUGAGAGAUUUGAGGGGAAUUGCCUUUGCCUUCAACGCCAAGACCAGCUUCAUGAUGCUGUUUGAGUGGAUAUACCCCUCCUACAUGCCCAUCCUGCAGAGAGCCAUCCAGCUCUGGUACCACGACCCAGCCUGCACCACCCCUAUCCUCAAACUCAUGGCUGAGCUGGUCCACAACAGGUCCCAAAGGCUGCAGUUUGACGUGUCCUCUCCCAAUGGAAUCCUGCUCUUCCGAGAGACCAGUAAAAUGAUCACGACCUACGGGAAUCGCAUCCUGACGCUGGGGGAGGUCCCCAAGGAUCAGGUCUACGCCCUGAAGCUCAAGGGCAUCUCCAUCUGCUUCUCCAUGCUGAAGGCAGCGCUGAGCGGCAGCUACGUCAACUUCGGGGUGUUCCGGCUCUACGGGGACGACGCCCUGGACAAUGCCCUGCAAACCUUCAUCAAACUGCUGCUCUCCAUCCCCCACAGCGACCUCCUGGAUUAUCCCAAGCUCAGCCAGUCCUACUAUUCCUUGCUGGAAGUUCUUACCCAGGACCACAUGAACUUUAUAGCCAGUCUGGAGCCUCAUGUAAUCAUGUAUAUUCUCUCUUCCAUUUCAGAAGGUCUCACUGCACUAGACACCAUGGUUUGCACGGGCUGCUGCUCCUGCCUGGACCACAUUGUCACUUAUCUCUUCAAGCAACUGUCCCGCAGCACCAAGAAGAGAACGACCCCCCUGACCCAGGAGAGCAACCGCUUCCUGCACAUCAUGCAGCAGCACCCCGAGAUGAUCCAGCAGAUGCUCUCGACAGUGCUGAACAUCAUCAUCUUCGAGGACUGCAGGAACCAGUGGUCCAUGUCCAGGCCCCUGCUCGGCCUCAUCCUGCUCAACGAGAAGUAUUUCUCUGACCUGAGGAACAGCAUAGUGAACAGCCAGCCCCCGGAGAAGCAGCAGGCCAUGCACCUCUGCUUCGAGAACCUCAUGGAGGGCAUCGAACGCAACCUGCUGACCAAGAACAGGGACAGGUUCACCCAGAACCUGUCAGCGUUCCGGAGGGAGGUGAACGACUCCAUGAAGAACUCGACCUACGGCGUGAACAGCAACGACAUGAUGAGCUGACACCUCCCACCUCCAGCUGUACAGAGCAGCAUCUCCUUGGCCUGGCCCAGAGGGGUUUCUGAUGGAAAGAAAAGAGGCCCUUCCUAAUCCCUGCCCUUCCCCAGGGCUGGAUUGUGGAUCCCACGUCCCCGAGGGAGGAGGGAGCAGGAGGUUGAGAGCUCUACCUGGGCAGGUGCUUCUGUUUUCCGUGGGGUUAAAAAA
This is a messenger RNA of Pipra filicauda (Wire-tailed manakin), 3566 nucleotides long. RefSeq names its product exportin 7 (gene XPO7). Gene Ontology annotation, biological process: protein export from nucleus. Gene Ontology annotation, cellular component: nuclear pore; cytoplasm. Bases 75 to 3365 code for a protein of 1096 amino acids. Gene Ontology annotation, molecular function: small GTPase binding; nuclear export signal receptor activity. Lineage: Eukaryota; Metazoa; Chordata; Aves; Passeriformes; Pipridae. The record is from RefSeq and is a predicted model, not a curated record. The transcript has 28 exons.